Cotesia congregata is the source of this 4383-nucleotide messenger RNA. The record is from the annotation of a GenBank genome assembly. NCBI's taxonomy places the organism in Eukaryota, Metazoa, Arthropoda, Insecta, Hymenoptera, Braconidae.
AUGGAAGAAAUAAAUAAUCGUGAUCAGCUGUAUAAAAAAGCAACAGUUGCGCCAAUAGAAGUGAUAGGAAUACUAGACUCUGACUUUGAAUCCAAUCCUCUGAUAACAAUCCACAAAAUAGUGAAUAACUACAACAAAAAACUGUCUGAAGGUAUUAUAAAUAAAAAAAUCCUAAAUGGAUUUUACACUGUGCUCUGCUACGAGUACAAUUUACCAGAAACUGAUCCAGUAUGUCCCUUAGAUUUUGAUAAAAAUUUUUUCUUUAACAUUUUAAAACUUAUCACCGAGAACCACGAAAAAGACUCCGAAGAUUUAAUACACCUGUUGUAUGAAAUCCUAGUUUUACAAUUAAAACUUUAUUGCGACGUUUUUGAAGUAAAUAAUUUAUUAAAAAAUUUCAUAGAAAUUUAUCCUAAAGACACUGAAAUUUUUUACAAAAUAAUUGAAUGCUUCAUUGACGCUCUUUGUUUGAAGCGUUUGUCAUCAGAUAUCCUAGAAGAUGAAUUAAUUGUUUCAGAAUUAAAGAUUUUUUUUACAAAAAUUGAGAAGAAAGAUUGGAAAAUAUUUAUUUCACUUGUAAUAAAAAUUCUCCGGGUGUUUAAUCAGGUGUCCAUUUUACCCCAAUUGUGGGAAAUGAUCCUAAAUAAUUUAAAUGACUGGGAAAAAUCUUUAACUUUGCUAAACAUCUUGAUAGAUUACAUCCUAGCUAUUUCUUCUGAAGAAAUAUUAUCUUUAAAUUGCAAAUACUGCAGCCUUGAAAUUACCUGGCAGCUAAUUUUUAAAGGACUGAUGUCUUCCGUGGAGCAAGAUCGUAAACAGGGGCUUUAUGUAAUGAAAAAAAUACUAGACUUCUUAGAAAAGCAUCCAGCUAAAUCAACUAAAUUAAUUCCAUUCAUUAAUUGUCCAGCUUAUAAAAAAAAUCCGGCUAUAAAAGAAUUAAAGAAGAAAUUCUUUUUAAUUCUAGAGAGUCUGGAAGAAAAGCAAGGACAUUUAGUAACUCCAGUUCUUGCACACUUAGAAAGCUUAAUUAAAUUUCACUUUGAUCAUUUGAACUGUUUAAAUUGUCUAGACAUCAAAUGGCUCCUCUGUAUCUUAACCCGGGCGCUAAAUCACAAGACCAAUGGAGUAAUUAAAUUAGGAUUGACAAUUCUCCUGAAAAUUGACCCGGUAAUUUACACCCAAGACUUGAUAGAGCUGUUAAUAACUAGCUUAAACACGACUUUUAUUUAUGACAAUCAAACAUCAGAGCCUGAACCGGUGGUUGUUAAAGAACUCGCUGAAUUAUUCGUAAAAGCCGAGAAUUCACAAGUUCCUUUAAUAAAUCAAUUUGUUCUCCAGGCAAGAGCAAUUAAUUGGACCCCAAUUCCUCUGUUCUAUGUGAUGUCUUCACUUUACAAAGCGGGACACAUGAUAAAUCCUCCGGUAAAAACCAACCUGUGGACUGGAGACCAAUUAAAUUCCUUGGAAACUAUCUUAAAUAAAUUUUUACACUCUCAACCUCUGUCUCUAAGAAAUAUAUUACGGGAUUUUAUAGCUGAUGCUAUUUUUAAGUUUGCUGAAGAACCAAUUCCGCUUGAGGCAUUAGCAAGAAUUUAUUAUUCUAUCACUCGUAAUUGUCUGAUAAACUCCAGCUUGAGUUGCAGCGCAUUAAGGAUGUAUUUAAAAGAUAAAUUAACAUCUGAAGCAGCUGAGAAUUAUAUUAAAAGCGCAAAUUUGUCCAGUGAAGUUGAUAUUAAGUCCUUUGCACAAAUGACUGCUUUUUUGUACGACGCAAAGAAGAUUUUUAAAUCUUCAGCAUGUUUAUCUUUAAAGAAAUUUUUGGAGAUUUUUAAUUCACUAAUUAACAUUGAAUCUCGGCCUUAUGCUGAUAAGGAUAAUUGCCUGAAAAUAAUUAGCUUAUUUAACUGGUUUUUUUAUUAUUUAAGAAAAUAUUGUAGCAAUGAAGAUCAAGAAUUUAUCUUUAAUACUUUCUUACCACACAUAAAAUCCGUGCUUGCUUUUAUUAUCAAGAAUCUUAAUCAAUCAGAAGAAAUUUAUUUUAUAUGCUUUAAAAAUGUAACAAAGUUUAUUAAAAAUAAUAAAUUUUUCCGGGAGUAUUUAAACAGCAUAAAUUCUUCUGCUUUGAAUUUAAUUGUCCAAAAUGAAGUUACAAACACAAAAUUAUUAUUCACGCUUAGUAUAAUUAAAAGUUGUGUUGAGUACUUAGAGACGCCAAAUGUAGAGGGCGUAACGUCGAUAAUGAAACUAUGCAAGCGCCCUCUGAGUUCUGAGAACCGAAUCAGCGAAGAAAGAAGAGUAACCUUUGAUUGUUACAAGCUUAUUGGUGAAGUAUUUCUUCUUUUGGUGGGUUAUUCGGUGGAUAUUAUUGAAGAGUAUGAAGAAAUAUUACUGAGCUUGGUGAAGUUAGUCGACUUGGGCAAAGAGUGUGUAAUAAGCUCGGUAGUUAAAUUAUUGACAUACUUGUUGACUAAAAGAAGAAAUAGCAUGGAGAAGAAUAUGGAUGUUGUUAAAUGUUUGGUAGAAGCUUGUUGGGUAAAUUUGUGGGACAUGAAUCGCGAUGAAGAAUUUUGGAACGCAAGCAAGCAAUUUAUUGAAUGUCUGAUGGAAAUUAAUAAGUUUGCUCCUUUGGAAGUUAAAGAGUAUAUUUAUAAAAUAAAUUUAAAAAGUGAAGAUAUUCCUGGGUUAAGAAGCUUACUUUGGAGUAAAUUUUGGUUACUUGAAGAAGAAAUAAUAAAUUAUUGGGAUGUUAUUAUGAGGAAUUUUAUUGAAUGUAAUAUUGGAAGGGAAAGAAAAAUUGAAAUGCAAGCUCAGGUUUUUUUGUUUAAUAAUUUUGAUGUUAAAUAUUGCUAUGAUGUUUUUUGUGGUAAAAAUGAAAUCAGAGUUUAUGUUGAGACACUUUUUCGAGCAGAGUCGGUGUUUUUGAUAAUUAAUGCGCUGAGUAACCAAAAGUAUGUUUCUGAAAAAGAAGAUGAUAUUGUGGAGAUGCUUUUGUCGAUAUUGAAAACACACAAAAAUAAAAGGUAUUAUAAUGACUCAAAUUUGCAUAGAAUAAAGCAUCGAGUGAUGCAAUUGUUGCUGGUAAUCACGUCAAUACAUGGAUUAAAAGAAGAAAAUUUGAUAAAGAUGCAUGACACAAUUGGAGAUUUGAUUAUUGUGGAGAGUAAUCAGCUUACGGUGAGAAUGAUGCAGGAGUGGCUGCUGAUUAAAAUUUAUUUGGAUACUCCUAAAUUGUUGGAAAAACUCUGGGGACUUCUGGAGAGGGCCAAAGAAGAAAGGCCUGGGAGUAUUACAUCAAUUGCUUCGAUUGUUUAUCAUGUAUCGAGAAAUGUUUCUGGGGAAAGGCAGCAGUUGUUUGUUAAAGAUGCUACUUCUCAACUUCUGUCUUGCUCUUUUAGUCAGCAAUUUGUUGUUCGACUUUAUUGUCAGACGGUUUUGGCGAAAUUAUUUGAAAUGAUUCCUUCAUCUUCGGUUUGUAAUUAUGAUGUUUUGAAAAAGUCUAUUGAUGAAAGUCUACUAAGAGGGAAUAUGCACAAAAAUUCAAUGAAGCUCUGUGAAGACUUUUAUUUUACUAAAUUUGAUCCUGUUAAAAAUUUUACUCUUACGACAAUAUUUUAUGACGUCCCAAGAUUAUUAAACAUGUCAAAAGACGAGUGGAUAUCACCGAAGAUUCUUGAACAUCUAGCUUCAGUCUUCAAGUUAAAUAAUAUUGAUGCUCAAAAUUUAGUAAAUAAUGAAUACACAUUAGAAAACAUCUCCUCAUCUCAGAUGACAAAAACGCGAUGUCAAGAAUUGGAUGAAGAAGAAAUCAAUAAUGAAAAUUCUGAUGAUGUUCAAAAGAAAAUAAUGCCUUGGAAAUCAAUGAUUCCGUUGGAAGAAGAUUUAUCAGGAACAUUGAGACGACUAAAACUAGCUGAUGACACUGGAUUGAUUGUCGUUGCGAGUUUGAUAGACAGUAUGGCAAAUUUAGGCGGGCUCGCGAGAACUGCUGAAAUUUUUUGCGCGAAGCAAUUGGUCCUCAGUAGUACGAAGUAUGUUGAGAACAAAGAGUUUCAGAUGCUGAGUGUGUCUGCAGAAAAGUGGGUCCAGAUAACGGAGGUGAAGGCACAUGAGCUUAGAGAUUAUUUACUCGAGAAGAGUUCUUUAGGGUGGAAAAUAGUCGGCGCUGAGCAAACUGCGAAUAGUGUUUGUCUUACUGAUGUCAAGUUCGAUAAAAAAACUGUUCUAGUCUUGGGAAAUGAAAAAAGCGGAAUGCCGGCGAAUUUAAUUCCUCUGAUGGACGUCUGCAUAGAAAUUCCUCAAGCUGGUGUUGUCAGGUCGCUAAAUGUUCAUGUUACUGGAGCAAUUUGUAUGUGGCAUUACGCACAACAAUAUAUAUUUUCUUAA